This is a messenger RNA of Paraphaeosphaeria sporulosa, 426 nucleotides long. RefSeq lists its product as uncharacterized. The record is from RefSeq and is a predicted model, not a curated record. Lineage: Eukaryota; Fungi; Ascomycota; Dothideomycetes; Pleosporales; Didymosphaeriaceae. The transcript has a single exon. The annotation marks the transcript as partial.
CUUUUGUUCCUGCCUGCAUCACCCCCAUCUCCACUAUGCAAGCGUCGUCGAGCUAUCGCGGAUGUCGACGGCGAGCAUUCGUGCCUGCACAAGAAGAAGAGAAGGCUGCGUCUCUUCUUGAUCACGUCACGGCUCUCUCCGCAGUUCUCCCAUCCUGCUACCAACAUCGUAGACCGCGGGAGCUCCAAGAUCGCUGUGUGGGCGAAGCAAAGGGCGUUGGGCCGCAAUAUACUGCGUAAGGCCGCGAUAUUGAACCGCAUCCGUCGGCAAAGUAUCUGCGCGCUGGAGACGGCUGGAGGUCUGGGCCGGGUCUUUGUCGAGCAAGAAAAAGAGCAAGAGCAGCUACAGCUAGCUCGGCUUACGUUGCUGUACGGUAGUCAUGACUCGGCAACGCAGCCCAUACGUAAAGAAGACCUCGGCCUACCA